UUUCCUUCUCGCAGGCCGCUACGUGGACGGACGCGCGCAGGAAAACUUGAAGCUUCAGUGUUGUUGUCGACCGGAAGAAGAGUGAGUCAGCCUGCGGCCGGCGGUGGCCUGUCUUCCUGCAGUCAGUCGUCUCUCGGCGCUCAUGUCCGAGCGAGCACGCAGCGCUUCCACAUGGGAGCCGCCGCCAGCAAGCACAGAAACGCUGAGUUCUCGGCGAGCGGAGCCAAUGACUACCUGUUGAUGCCGGGAAUCGUUCCUCCGCGGAAAGGCAUCAUGCUGCACCACAGCGAAGAGGCGGACGACACCAACCAACUCCCCGAAGAACUGCAGCGGCGCCUGAUCGUCGCCAUGAUCUACGGCGACGAGAGAAAGUUCCGCGAACGUCUGUCGAAGGGAGCCGCGCCUGAGCGAUUCCGCGCCCACCACUGCAUCGCCACGGCCUGCUGGCGCGACCGCUACGCCAAGUUCGUGAAGAUCCUGCUCGAGGCGGGUCUCGACCAGAACGCCAAGAUCCCGAACUCCGUCGUGCUGGAGACGUUCCCCGUCUGGCUGGACGUGUACGACCGGCACGUGAAGGUCACCAUCGAGGACGACGCGAACCGAUGUCGAGGAAGAACCCCCGUCCAUCUCGCUGCCGGGGCAGGGAAUCCUCAAGUUCUCCGGCAGCUGCUGUCGAAGAGCGACACGAACUGCAACGCGAAGGACUCUCAAGGAGAAACGCCGCUUCACUACGCGACGUGCGCGAGGUACCACGUGGCAGGGAGUGGUCAGGAACAGUACGCCAAGUGCGUGGACCUGAUCCUGCAGAGGAAGGACAUCGGAGUGAACUGCGCCAACGCCCACGGCUGGACGGCGGCGCACCUGGCGGCUCUGCGAGGGAGCACCUGUGUGCUCAGCACCCUGCUGGCCGAUGACCGCGUGGACGCCAAUCUCAAAGACAUGAACGACAGGACCUUGCUUCACUUGCUGGCGCACUACGAGGACAUCCCGGAUCAAAACAUCGACUACAUUGAAGCCUGCCUGACGCUGAUCUUGUACGAGAGCGUGACAGACGUGAACUCCGUGGACCGAGACGGAAACACUGCGCUUCACUUGGCAGCGAAAUCGGCGAACAUACUGAUAUUGAAGACUCUGGCGAAGCGGCGCACCACUGACAUGAUGAAAUUGAAUGGCAACUGCAGGAACCUGUUGCACUGUGUGGCCGAGAGCAGGGUCAAAGAUACGGAGAGAAUAAAGUCGUGUCUGGACUUUCUUCUCGACUGGCAGGACAACAAAACCUUCGAGAAGCUGGAAGUGAACCACCGAGACGUCUGGGGCUACACUCCAGUCCAUGUGGCCAUAAUAAGGAGGAAUCACACGGCCGCACUUUCGCUCAUGAAGCGAGGAGCAUGCCUUUGUGAGAGAAGUGAUGAAGACAGAAGAAUCCUAGACGAUAUGUCACCAGAAACUCUCGAAGCUUUCUUCGAUUCUUGCUUGGAGCAGUCAGGAGAGCCCUAUGACAAAUCUUUCAAGAUCACAUUCAAAUACAAGUUCCUUCCUCCGCGAGUUCACCCGAAGUCAUAUAAAUGUUCUGGAGGUGAGAUGAGUGUUAUAAACUGCAUUUCUCAGAAAAUACAUUUAAGACAUUUACUUGUUCAUCCACUCGUGAGGAGUUUUCUUCAUCUUAAGUACAAACGUUUACGAAUGUUAGUUUAUCUUAAUAUUAUGAUCUACAUACUUUUUGUGACUUUAAUUAAUUCGUACAUUAGCAUGGAAUCGUCUAGUUGGGGGAACAUUACUAUGAGACAAAACUCUACCCUUGUUGACCAAAUGUCGGAAAAUUCUCGCACGAAAGUCACAUUGCGGGCAGGUAUCGUUAUACUCAUUGCUUGCCUCGGCAUACGUGAGAUAAUACAGAUCACUUUAUUGCAUUGGAAAUACUUCAAUGGUGAAAAUUUUUUAGAACUGCUGACACUUGUUCUUGCUGCUGUAAUUACUUGGGAUGCACACAUAAACACGACCUGGCAGAGAUACGUUUGUGUAACAGUGUUGAUAUUAUCGUGGGUGGAGCUGAUUCUGCUCACCGGCAGACUGCCCACGUGGUCUGUGCAGUACGAGAUGCUGAAGACUGUUUUGGCCACGUUGCUCACGUACCUCGUCUGGUUCCUGAUCAUCCUCACGGGUUUCGCCAUGUGCUUUCACGUCCUGUUCAUCGUGGGCACGUCGGACGACUUCUUCGCGUUGCCGUGGCUGUCCCUGGUCCGAACCAUCGUCAUGAUGACGGGGGAGUUCGAGUUCACCGGCUUGCCCUUCGACAACCUGCCGUUCAUCAGCGACUUCGUCUUCCUGAGCUUCGUGGUGCUGGUGUUCUUCGCGAUGCUGAACCUCCUGAACGGCCUCGCCGUCAGCGACACGCAGAAGAUCAGGGAAGAAGCCCUGCAGCUCAGUGUCGUCUCCAGGGUCAGGCUCGUCUCGUUCAUGGAGGAAGCGUUCGCGCACCAACUUCGGCUGCCUUUCGCCAGGCGGAUUGGCGGCUUCUUCCGUCUCUUCUCGGACGCCGCCAGGGACGAAGAGCUCGUGCACGUCGUCAGGCCCAACCUUAUGUUCGUCCCCGACUAUUGGCAGUUCCGCCUCCGGGUCCAGUACUUGAUCCGCAGUUUCCUCGAUUCCGACAUGGACAUUGACAUAGUAGAUGCGUGCAAGGAACGUUUGGAUCAACAGCAUCAAGGAGAUAAUUGUUUGGGAGUGCUGGCCAAAUUGUUGGAAACCAAGGGAAGAAGCAGGGAAACGACUGCACCUAGCUCUAAUAGACAAAACUGUUCUAGUUUCUGUGAAGGAAACAUGAACGAGAACAUAAAAAAUGAAACUGUAAUUACUCUUAAAAAAUAAUUUUAUUCGUUUGUGGCAAAAAACUCUGUUUUUAUGAUUUUUUUUAUUUGAUAUAAAAAUGUAAACUUUUUGAUAAAGUGUAUUAUGUUGUGUGGUCUUGUUAUUGAAUGAUUUUAUAUCUAAAUGUUAAUUUUUAUUUUAAAAAAUAUAUAUUUUACCAAAGGAUUUUAAAAUUAAUACCAAGUCUGUGUGGGUAAGUUUACUACUGAAGUUUUGGCAUUCUUUGAAAAUAAUACAUAACAUCACUUCAUGGCAUUAUUAGAAAACAAAAAAUUGGUUUACUAAUUUUUCUCUUGUUUAUGUUUGUUACACGAUAUUGAUAAUGUACUUAAAAUUUUAUUAAUUUUUAAAUGUGAUUAUGUUUGUAACUCGAUAAUGACACUGGACCUAACAAAGCAGAAGAAAAAAUGGAUGAAUAAAACGUAUCAAAUAUUU
Bacillus rossius redtenbacheri is the source of this 3303-nucleotide messenger RNA. RefSeq names its product transient receptor potential channel pyrexia-like. Gene Ontology annotation, molecular function: protein binding. The record is from RefSeq and is a predicted model, not a curated record. The transcript has 2 exons. NCBI's taxonomy places the organism in Eukaryota, Metazoa, Arthropoda, Insecta, Phasmatodea, Bacillidae. The coding region runs from base 172 to 2868 and encodes 898 amino acids.